Molecule: messenger RNA, 3478 nt
Organism: Gymnodraco acuticeps
Lineage: Eukaryota; Metazoa; Chordata; Actinopteri; Perciformes; Bathydraconidae
Gene: slc2a12
Product: solute carrier family 2 member 12
Exons: 6
Coding region: 1470-3197 (575 amino acids)
Biological process (GO): transmembrane transport
Cellular component (GO): membrane
Molecular function (GO): transmembrane transporter activity
Source: RefSeq, a predicted model, not a curated record
CAUUUGGGUUCUCCUUAAGAUUGUGACAGUUAUACCCAUUUACUCAAAACUAUAUGUACACUCUUUAUAAGUUUAUGAUAGACGAUUGAACGUCCAACAGCAGAAUGUAGUUAAUUACAUCUAUUAGGGCACAAUACUAUGAACAAUCUUCAGGUAAUUGGACUUUGAUAAGUUUGGCUGCUAGACAAACAUACUUUGUACAAAACGUAAAAUCAGUUUGUACAAUUGACUGUUUUGUUGUAAAUCAAACUACCCAGAAGCAUAUACAAUAUUUAGAUUUAACUCUGAAUCCGAACAUCACUUCUUGAAAAAUUAUAAAUUAGCAAUGCUUAUCCAAUUAUUUGAUAGACUGUAAAUUAUUACAUUAUUGUGUCAGGGUCAUUCAGAUGCAUAAUAAGUAAUUCAUAUUUGAUAUACUGAAUGCAAUUUAACAGCAACACUUUUGUCAAAACAAUCUUAUUGCUUAAUUCGUUUUAUUUGCAAGAAAAAAACAAGGUUGACCUUUAUACUAUCAAUAGUGUCUGCUGAUUAUAUUUGUUCCUGGGAGGUUAAAACUAAGGAAAAGGAGCCUUGCAAACACACAGUUGUUUGAAUAUGUGCCAGUUGGCGUUGAUAUUCAAUUAUAUGCCAAUUGCAACUAACUGCAAAAGCCAAAACAAUGUCAUCAAUUAUUUCUGACAUAGUAAGGGCCACUCCCCAAAAAGUAGGACAUACAUGGUUAUCUUGGUUACUGAGUACUUACAUAACACAUGCACAUACACACUCUUUAACUUAAGUGAGGAUCAAAUGACAGUGGUUAAAAACAGGUCAAACUUUGAAUUCUAUAGGCGAUGUCCGAAUAUCUAAAAUACAUCUCAAGAAAGCCAUGUCCUAACAGGGUGUUACUGGAACAUACCGUAAGGCUACAUUCUGUCAUCUGUGGAGCAGGAGGGCAGGUUGGACAGCUCAGUCCUGCAGCAUUCAUUGAAACAGGACAUGGGAACCAAGCAAAAACCAGCAGGAGGCCACCCCAUGUUUUCACAUACAGUAUGAGAGAAAGACCAUUAUUGAUACAGGUGUAUUUUAUGGUGGUUAUAUUAUAGUGAUCACAGCAAUACAAAAAUAGCAGCUGGAAGCAUAACAAAACAGCAUAUAGAAGGAUAAGCUCCUUUAUAGCUCCUUAUACCCUACCACAAUAGAUAAAUAUAAGCCUAAAAGAACAUACUGUUUCAUAAAAAAUGUGCUAUAGUGUGUAGGCACUACCGAGGACAAAUCCAAGUUUUCUAUUGGUCCGACCAAUUUCUGGGCCGACAAGGGCGGGGCUAAACAAGUGCUUAACCAAAACAACUUUCGUGCGUGCUCCGACAAGAGAGAGAGAGAGUUGCCAGCCGGGACAAAGUCAUAAAGUCUGGAGAAGAAAGCGAAUGGACCGAUACACGGGAAAAUAAGCAGAGACUCCGCCGGGUAGUCAGGCCUAAUGUUAGAGGUUAAUGAUGGACCCCAAGAAGAUGACGACCUCCCUCCUCCUAGGCGACCCCUCGCCUGAGGCGCAGGAACAGACCCCUCCCAAAGGCCCAGGCUGCAGCUGGCUGGUGGUGGUAGCGGCUCUGGCGGCCUCUCUGAGCGGCCUGAUGCUGGGGUAUGAAAUGGGGCUGACCUCGGGGGUCCUGCUUCAGCUGCGGGAACUCCUCUCCCUCUCCUGCAGGGAACAGGAACUGCUGGUCAGCUCCCACCUGCUCGGCGCUCUGCUCAUGUCCCUGGCUGGAGGUCCUCUUCUGGACCGCUACGGCCGCCGCUUCUCUUUGCUCCUGAGCGCCGCACUGGUGGUCGGAGGGACUGUCAUGCUCAUCGCGGUCAACACACUGGGUUUCUUCACCCUGGGCCGGGUGAUAGUCGGCAUGGGUACAGCUCUGUCUGGGACAGGAGCGUGCCUGUACAUCGCAGAGAUCUCACCGAUGGAGAGGAGGGGUCUGCUGGUCACGCUGUACGAACUGAUGCUGGUUGUGGGUGUAAUGCUGGGAUUUGGCUGUAGCUACAUCUUCUCUACUGUGCCGCAUGGCUGGGCGUAUACAUUUGGACUAGUAAUCCCCCCCGCGCUGCUGCAGAUCAGUAUCCUUGUGUUCCUCCCAGCCAGCCCACGCUUCCUGGUCACCCGGGGUAAAGUGGAGCAGGCCAGGAUGGUGCUGGCCCGAAUGAGAAGUGGGGUCCAGGAGCAUGUGGAAAAGGAGCUCGGAGACAUCCAGGCAGGACUUAAAGAGGAAUCAGAGCACAGUUUCUGGGAGCUGUUCAGUAGCAAAGCUAACCUGCGCUCACGGCUUCUAACUGGCGUGGCUUUAGUCUUCCUUCAGCAGGCUACAGGUCAACCCAACAUCCUGUCCUACGCCUCACCGCUCCUCCGCAGCAUGGCCUUCAACAGCGACGCCGCAGCGACCUUGGCCUCCACAGGGUUCGGAGUGGUCAAAGUAGUUGGCACCAUCCCAGCGGUGUUGCUGGUCGACCGCGUGGGAACCAAGAACUUUUUGUGCGUUGGUGCGGUCGGAAUGGGAGUGUCGCUACUGGCCCUCGGCACAUUGACACUGCAAAGCCACACCCAUCUCACCAGCCUGUGUAAAAGUCACACCAUACCAAACCACACACAUACGCCAUGGGAUUUAAACGGAUCCUCUAUAGACUUUGGCAACAGGGACAUUUUAGCUACUGGCCUCCCCAGCCAAUGGGAUAGUGAGGAGGUACAGUGGACUAAAAGAGAGGAUGAUGGGAAUAGGGAGUCAGGAAGGACUCCUGUGGAAGUGUCCUCCUUUAUGAAGUGGGCUUCAUUGAUCAGCUUGCUGGUGUUCGUGGCAGCCUUCUCCAUUAGCCUGGGGCCAAUGGUGUAUGUGGUUCUCAGUGAGAUCUUUCCGAUGGGAGUACGAGGUAGAGCUGUGUCUGUGGUGUCGGCUGUGAACUGGGCCACUAACCUGCUCAUCUCCAUGACCUUCCUCACAUUUACAGAAAAGUUUGGUCUCCCCAAUGUGAUGUUCCUGUACGCUGUUAUGAGCUUUGUUCUGCUGGUCUUCAUCAUCUUCUGUAUCCAUGAGACCAAGGGUCGCACGCUGGAGGAGAUAUCAAAAGAACUGGCUAAGAAGAAACAUUUUGAGGGGAGGCUCUGCAGGCAGGUUCAGCCUCAGAAGAGUCUGAUCUGCAGCAGUACGUCCACAGAGACUCCAGCAAACGUCUGAUUUUAUCAUUGGAUUCCCAACUGUACACCUCAUCUGAAGGAGAGUCCAGGGGCCUCAUUUAUAACGCCGUGUGUAGGAUUCACGUGGGAAGGUUGCUUACGUAGUAGAAAUCCAAAAAAUAUAUACAGAAAUGUCCCGAUUCACCAAACAUUGCGUACCGGCGAGGAAAGUGCGUACGGCACUUCCAACGCCGGUUUCCCUUUAUUAAUCACAAUCGACUCGAAAUGCGGUGCAGUUUUUGCGGGCUUCACGUAACGCCCAUAUUUGCCUAUAAAUAGUCA